AUGGCUCCUCUUCCCAUUAAAUUCACGGAGCUUAUUAAUUUGACGAAUGCCGAAAUCGCGCCGGCGUCGAUUGGGUUCAAUUCAUGUACUCUAGAAUCGGAUCACUACGUCUGCGUCCGCCAGAAACUGGACGAGAAUGAUAAGCCCCAGGUUAUCAUCAUUAAUCUCAAGAACAACAAUGAAGUCAUCAAACGGCCCAUCAACGCGGACAGUGCUAUUAUGCACUGGUCCAAGAAUAUCAUUGCCCUCAAAGCGCAAGGCAAGACAAUCCAAAUAUUCGACCUGGCAGCCAAGGCGAAGCUCAAGUCUGCGGUCAUGAACGAGGAUGUUGUGUACUGGAAGUGGUUCAGUGAGCAAAGCUUGGGUCUGGUGACGGAAACCUCAGUCUACCACUGGGAUGUUUUCGAUCCCACCCAGUCUCAGCCAAUAAAGGUCUUUGACCGACUCCCGAACCUCAGCGGCUGCCAAAUCAUCAACUACCGCGUAAACGACGAAGAGAAAUGGAUGGUGGUUGUUGGAAUCAGCCAACAGCAGGGUCGUGUUGUUGGUUCAAUGCAGCUUUACUCCAAGGAGCGUGGGAUUUCGCAGUUUAUUGAAGGUCACGCAGCUGCCUUUGCUUCAAUCAGAGUGGAGGGCUCGCCCUUGGAACACAAGCUUUUCACAUUCGCCGUGCGAACACAAACCGGGGCCAAGCUGCAGAUUGCUGAGAUUGAUCACCAAGAGCCUAACCCGAGGUUCCAGAAGAAAGCCGUGGAGGUGUUCUUCCCCCAAGAGGCAGUCAACGACUUUCCAGUCGCGAUGCAGGUUUCCCGAAGAUAUGACAUCGUUUACCUGGUCACCAAGUAUGGUUUUAUCCACCUUUACGACCUCGAAUCCGGUACCUGCAUCUUCAUGAACCGGAUAUCCAGCGAGACCAUUUUUACUACCGCCCCCGACUCCGAAUCCGCUGGUCUCGUCGGUGUCAACCGCAAAGGUCAAGUCUUGUCCGUCAGUGUCGAUGAGGACAAUAUCAUUGGUUAUCUGAUGGAGAACCCGGCCAUGUCCGGCCUCGCUGUGAAGCUUGCUUCCAAGGGAGGGCUUCCUGGAGCGGACCACCUUUACCAGCAGCAAUUUGACAACCUGCUCGCGCAGGGUAACUACUCGGAAGCCGCGAAGAUCGCUGCAAACUCUCCUCGAGGAUUUCUUAGAACCACCGAUACCAUCAACAAGUUCAAGAACGCUCCACAGAGCGGACAGGGAAUGUCAGUCAUUCUGCAGUACUUUGGUAUGCUGUUGGACAAGGGAACUCUUAACAGAUACGAGAGUGUUGAACUUGUGCGUCCUGUCUUGCAGCAGAACAGAAAACACCUGCUGGAAAAGUGGAUGCGUGAGAACAAGCUGGAGGGCUCCGAGGAGCUUGGUGACAUUGUGCGGCCAUACGACAUGAACCUCGCUUUGAGCAUCUACCUCCAGGCCAAUGUUCCGAACAAGGUCAUUGCCGGUUUUGCCGAAACCGGUCAAUUCGACAAGAUCCUCGCCUACUCCAAGCAAGUCGGUUACCAACCAGAUUACACCCAGCUUCUCCAACAUAUUGUACGCGUGAACCCGGAAAAGGGAGCUGAAUUUGCGAGCCAGCUUGCGAAUGAAGAAUCUGGUGCCCUCAUUGACCUCGAUCGCGUCGUUGACGUCUUCCUGGCCCAAAACAUGAUCCAACAGGCCACUUCUUUCCUUUUGGAUGCUCUCAAGGAUAACAAGCCCGAGCAUGGCCAUCUCCAGACACGUCUGCUCGAGAUGAACCUUGUCAACGCCCCUCAAGUUGCUGACGCUAUCCUUGGCAACGAGAUUUUCACGCACUAUGACCGCCCUCGCAUCUCUCAGCUCUGCGAAGGUGCUGGUCUUGUCCAAAGAGCCUUGGAAAAUACCGAUGAUCCCGCCGUGAUCAAGCGCAACAUCGUCAAGACUGACAAGCUGAACUCGGAGUGGCUGAUGAACUUUAUUGGCCGUCUUUCUGUCGAGCAGACUUUGGAGUGCAUGGACACGAUGUUGGAAGUCAAUAUCCGCCAGAACCUGCAAGCCGUUGUUCAGAUCUGUACAAAGUUCUCCGACCUCAUUGGACCUGGCCGCCUAAUCAGCCUCCUGGAGAAAUACCGCACUGCGGAGGGUCUGUACUACUACCUUGGAAGUAUCGUCAAUCUGUCUGAGGACCCCGAGGUGCACUUCAAGUAUAUCGAAGCCGCCACUGCCAUGGGUCAGAUCACCGAGGUUGAGAGAAUCUGCCGUGAGAGCAACUACUACAAUGCCGAAAAGGUCAAGAACUUCCUCAAGGAAGCUCGGUUGACAGAACAGUUGCCGCUCAUCAUUGUCUGCGACCGAUUCAACUUCAUUCAUGACCUUGUGCUUUACCUAUACCAGAACCAACAGUACAAGUCCAUUGAAGUGUAUGUGCAGCGGGUCAAUCCCUCGCGCACCCCGGCUGUCGUCGGAGGCCUACUCGAUGUCGACUGUGACGAGGGUAUCAUCAAGAACCUUCUGUCUACCGUUGAUCCGUCUGUAAUCCCCAUCGACGAGUUGGUUUCCGAGGUAGAGAGCCGCAACAGGCUGAAACUUCUCCUGCCAUUCCUAGAGGCAACUCUUGCCACGGGUAACCAGCAGCAAGCUGUCUACAACGCCCUCGCAAAGAUCUACAUUGACAGCAACAACAACCCAGAGAAAUUCCUCAAGGAGAACGACCUUUACGAUACCCUCACUGUUGGAAAGUACUGCGAGAAGCGUGAUCCUAACCUCGCCUACGUCGCCUAUAGUAAGGGGCAGAAUGAUCUGGAACUCAUUAACAUCACCAAUGAGAACGCCAUGUACAGGGCACAGGCUCGCUACCUCGUUGAACGCUCAGAUCCAGAAAUCUGGUCGUUUGUUUUGAGCGAGAACAACAUGCACCGCCGAUCUCUCGUUGACCAGGUGGUUGCGACAGCCGUCCCCGAGUCCACAGAGCCAGACAAGGUGUCAGUUGCUGUCAAAGCUUUCCUUCAGGCUGAUCUUCCUGGCGACCUAAUUGAACUUCUUGAGAAGAUUAUUCUUGAACCAUCGCCUUUCAGCGACAACGGUAGCCUGCAAAAUCUCUUGAUGCUGACUGCUGCCAAGGCUGACAAGGGUCGUCUGAUGGACUACAUCCAUCAACUCAAUGAGUUCAGCCCCGAUGAGAUCGCUGAAAUGUGUAUCUCAGUUGGCUUGUACGAGGAGGCAUUCGAGAUCUACAAGAAGGUCAACAACUACAUUGCUGCUGUCAACGUUCUCGUGGAAAAUAUCGUCAGCAUUGACCGGGCACAAGAGUUUGCCGAGCGUGUUGAGCUGCCAGAUGUUUGGAGCAAGGUCGCCAAGGCUCAGUUGGACGGCCUCCGUGUCACUGACUCCAUCGAGUCUUAUAUUCAUGCCAACGAUCCUUCCAAUUACCUUGAGGUCAUCGAAACCGCAACGCACGCCGGAAAGGACGAGGAUCUCGUCAAAUACCUCAAGAUGGCUCGUAAGACGCUACGAGAGCCUGCUAUUGAUACUGGCCUUGCCUUCUGCUACGCGCGCUUAGACCAGCUCGCAGAGCUUGAAGACUUCCUGCGUGCCACCAACGUUGCUGAUAUCGAGGCUUCUGGUGACAAGGCUUAUGAGGAGGGUUACCACCAGGCUGCCAAGAUUUUCUACACCAGCAUCUCCAACUGGGCCAAGUUGGCAACAACACUUGUGCACCUCGAAGACUACCAGGCGGCGGUUGAGUGCGCCCGCAAGGCCAACAGUGUCAAGGUAUGGAAGCAAGUUAACGAGGCCUGCGUCGAAAAGAAGGAGUUCCGUCUUGCACAGAUUUGUGGUCUUAACCUGAUCGUCCACGCGGAGGAGCUGCAAGAUCUUGUUCGCCAAUACGAGCGCAAUGGGUACUUUGACGAGCUGAUUGCCGUGCUUGAAGCUGGUCUGGGGCUGGAGAGAGCUCACAUGGGAAUGUUCACUGAACUGGGCAUUGCUCUUUCCAAGUACCACCCCGACCGAGUCAUGGAGCACCUUAAGCUCUUCUGGUCUCGUAUCAACAUCCCCAAGAUGAUCAAGGCUAGUGAGGAGGCCAGCCUGUGGCCCGAGCUUGUUUUCCUGUACUGUCAUUAUGAUGAGUGGGACAACGCAGCUUUGGCAAUGAUGGAGCGUGCCGCCGAUGCAUGGGAACACCACUCCUUUAAGGACAUCAUCGUCAAGGUUGCAAACUUGGAGAUUUACUACCGUGCUCUCAACUUCUACCUGCAGGAGCAACCUCUACUGCUCACCGACCUGCUGCAAGUGUUGACCGCCCGUAUCGACGUCAACCGUGUUGUACGGAUCUUCCAGACCUCGGACAAUAUCCCUCUAAUCAAGCCUUUCCUUAUCAACGUCCAGUCUCAGAACAAGAGGGCGGUCAAUGACGCCAUCAAUGACCUGUUGAUCGAAGAGGAGGACUACAAGACUCUUCGUGACUCAGUAGACAACCAUGACAACUUUGACGCCGUGGAGCUCGCUCAGCGCCUGGAGAAACACGACCUGAUUUUCUUCAGACAGAUCGCGGCCAACAUCUACCGCAACAACAAACGCUGGGCCAAGUCGAUCGAGCUUUCCAAGCAAGAUAAGCUCUACAAAGAUGCCAUUGAGACAGCAGCUAUCUCAGGCAAGCCUGAGGUGGUGGAGGAGCUCCUUCGCUACUUUGUGGAUAUCGGUAGCCGGGAGUGCUACGUCGGCAUGUUGUAUGCUUGCUACGAUCUCAUCCGUCCCGAUGUCAUCCUGGAGAUGUCAUGGCGACACGGUCUUCAGGACUUCACUAUGCCGUUUAUGAUCAACUUCCUUUGCGAGCAGACUCGUGCAAUUGAGACGCUCAAGAAGGAUAACGAGGAGCGCAAGGCACGAGAGGUGACACAAAGGAAGGAAGAGGAUAAUACACCCAUCCUUGGGGGUUCUAGGCUCAUGCUCACGCAGGGUCCGGCAACACAGGCUAACGGGAUUACACCACAAGCCACGGGGUUCCGGCCAUUCUAG
Aspergillus calidoustus is the source of this 5013-nucleotide messenger RNA. NCBI's taxonomy places the organism in Eukaryota, Fungi, Ascomycota, Eurotiomycetes, Eurotiales, Aspergillaceae. The record is from the annotation of a GenBank genome assembly.